CUUGUGUGUGGUCGCGAUGAGCGCGGCCGCGGUGCUGCUGGCCUUGCUGGCGUCGCCGGCCGCCGCGUUGAACGCCGCGCAGGAUACCGCGCUGGACGUCGCGCAAGACGCUGCUAUGGACGCUGCGUUGGACGCCGAACUGGACCGCAAGGACGAGGCGGCUCUCGCACAGAUGGAUGCUGAUUUGGAAUUAACGGACGAAGAAAAACGAGCAUGGUCUAGCUUACACGGUGGUGGCGGGUGGGGAAAGAGAGGCUGGCAGGACAUGAGCUCCGUGUGGGGCAAGCGGGCGUGGCAGGACCUCAACCCCGCUUGGGGCAAGCGCGGCUGGCAAGAUCUCAACUCGGCAUGGGGCAAACGGGGAUGGCAGGACUUGAACUCGGCCUGGGGAAAGAGGGGCUGGCAGGAUCUAAACUCGGCCUGGGGCAAGCGGGGAUGGCAGGAUCUUAACUCGGCGUGGGGCAAACGCGCGUCGAACGAUGUGAACCAGGCUCCCUGGGAAAAGAGGGGAUGGCAAGACAUGAGUUCUGCCUGGGGCAAGCGUAGUUGGCAAGACAUGAGCUCGGCAUGGGGCAAGCGCGGUUGGCACGACAUGAGCUCGGCGUGGGGCAAAAGAUCGCCAACUUCGAAAUGGGCAAACUUCCACGGCUCGUGGGGCAAGAGGGCUAUGACGGAACCCGAAAUCGAAGAUUAUGAAAUGGCAGUGGAAUCAGUAGUUCCCAUCCGACAAGUGGAGGAGGCGGCUGACAAGGACGCCAUGGAGCAUCCCGAGAAGAAGGCGUGGUCCGCUCUGCACGGCGCCUGGGGCAAGCGGCCCGCCAAGCAGCCCUACGCUAGCGGAUCGUAUUAUUGGAAGCGGGAGCCCGGCUGGACGAACUUGCGCGGCAUGUGGGGCAAGCGCGCGCAGUGGCUCCCCGACAUACACGUCCUCAGUAUGGACGAGCACGAAAGUAAUGGGCGAGGUGUUGCGCGCGGGCAGGCUGGCCGGGGAGGGCAGGGCGAGGCGGCCUAGGCAAUCCCCACGCGAUCCAGCCCACGUCGACCGUCAGCUGAACAACUGAACAUACCGCUGCUGCUGUUUGUCCGUCUCUGUAUCUACAGUUUAUAAUCUAGUGUGAAAGUGUAACGCUGUGUGGCGGAUAGGAAUGGCGGCACAAGUUCCUAUUUAAGUUUCUCUCCUGUUCCUUGUCUAUUAAUCCUUAUCAAUUAGUUUGUUACUCAAAAUUACGUACAAAUGUAGCUCCUGUCACCUUCUAGGGUUAAAUUAUAAUUAGUGUUAAGUGGUUCGCCCGUAUAGUUGCGCGCGCGGUGCCACGCCGGGGCGCAGGCGCAACCGCAGGGCGAGUGUAUCUCUCUCCUGUACCUACUUGUAUGUGUCAUAAAAUCAUAGUUAGUGCAACUAAUUCUUAGUGUUAUUAAGUAAUUGUAUUUAAUUAGUGGAGUUGAUGUACAUUGAACGGCUUCCUAAGAUGUUUAAUUUACUCUAAUAAAAGAUUAUUCG
Molecule: messenger RNA, 1501 nt
Organism: Papilio machaon (common yellow swallowtail)
Lineage: Eukaryota; Metazoa; Arthropoda; Insecta; Lepidoptera; Papilionidae
Gene: PTSP
Product: prothoracicostatic peptides
Exons: 6
Coding region: 17-1012 (331 amino acids)
Source: RefSeq, a predicted model, not a curated record